AUGAGCGAUCAACAGACGGAAAUGAAGAUUGAUCCGGCACGGGCGGCAGCCCUCGUCUCGCAGCUGCAGGCCGUCCAGGAGCGGAUUGCUGCGGUGGCCAAGGGGCGGGCCGUUCGGCUCGUCGCCGUGUCCAAGCUCAAGCCGGCCAACGACAUUUUGGCGCUGCAUGAGUCGCCGCUGAAGCACACUCACUUUGGUGAGAACUAUGCGCAGGAGCUGGCGCAGAAGGCCAAGAUGCUGCCGCGCAGCAUUCAGUGGCAUUUUAUCGGCGGGCUGCAAUCUGGCCGCUGCAAAGAACUAGCCCGGAUUCCCAACCUCUGGUGCGUGUCGAGCAUCGACUCUGUCAACAAGGCUCAGCUCCUCGAUAAGCAUCGCGGCGAGCAGAUCAAGGCGGAUCCGAGCAUCGCCAAGAUCAACGUUCACGUGCAAGUCAACACGUCGGGCGAGGAAUCCAAGUCUGGGUGUGCGCCGGGAGAAGAGGUAGUCAAGGUUUGCAAGGCCAUUGUCAACGAGUGCCCGAACUUGAAUCUGCUGGGUCUGAUGACUAUCGGCGCGAUUGCCAGGAGUGUGGCGACCACACCGGAGAAUGAAAAUGAAGAUUUUGCGCUGCUGAAGGAGCAGAGGGAUCUGGUGGCUAAGGAGCUGGGGAUUGAGAGUGAAAAGUUGGAGUUGAGCAUGGGUAUGAGCGAGGACUUCGAGGGUGCUAUUGCUAUGGGGAGCAGUGAGGUCCGGAUCGGGAGCACCAUCUUUGGGGAGAGGCCGGCGAAGGCUGAUGCGAAAUUGGUGGUAUAG
Messenger RNA from Thermochaetoides thermophila DSM 1495, 792 nucleotides. RefSeq names its product alanine racemase-like protein. NCBI's taxonomy places the organism in Eukaryota, Fungi, Ascomycota, Sordariomycetes, Sordariales, Chaetomiaceae. The transcript is spliced from 3 exons. Gene Ontology annotation, cellular component: intracellular anatomical structure. Gene Ontology annotation, molecular function: pyridoxal phosphate binding. The record is from RefSeq and is a predicted model, not a curated record. Bases 1 to 792 code for a protein of 263 amino acids.